This is a messenger RNA of Prorocentrum cordatum, 606 nucleotides long. NCBI's taxonomy places the organism in Eukaryota, Dinophyceae, Prorocentrales, Prorocentraceae. The record is from the annotation of a GenBank genome assembly.
GAGGAGCAGGAGGAGGCUCGGGCCCUGCCGUGGGCGAGGGGGAGCUCACGGGCGCCGCGGGCGCUCGCGGCGGUGCGCGGCAGCUCCCCGGCGCAGCGCCGGGGCCCAGGGGAGCGGCACGGCCCGCUCGAAGGCGACCGCGGCGGAGAGCGUGGUGUUUGGACCACGGCGUGGGCCCAGAGCUCGGGCACGCAGACGAUGUCGCCUGGGCGCUGGACCGCGGUGAGAGUGCCCCCGUCUACUCGGGGCGGCACGCCCCGGCGCACCGGCACCCGGGACAUCAGGGCGGCGGAGGGCGGCCGGAAGCGCCAGCUGCGCUCCCCGGCCACGCAGAUGUUGAACGCUCCUGGUGCCAGUGCCAGGGCGCCCCAGUGCCGCUUUGGCCCAAGGAGAACUGCCGGAACACCACCUGGCCCCGCACGCCGAAGAUGCUGGGGAGCACGUCGGCCGGGUCCAGGUCUCUUUCGACCGCGGCGGGCCAGGGCGGAGCGCUCGGGCACCUCCCUGAAGAGAUACCCCGUGCUGCCCGACAGCACUUCCGCGGCGCCGCCCGCAGUCACGGCGCCCGCCACCGCCGCCCCAGGCAUGUAUCGGUGCUCGGGAUAG